Messenger RNA from Rubroshorea leprosula, 4967 nucleotides. The record is from the annotation of a GenBank genome assembly. NCBI's taxonomy places the organism in Eukaryota, Viridiplantae, Streptophyta, Magnoliopsida, Malvales, Dipterocarpaceae.
AAUUGUUCGAUUCUGGUAACCAGAAUAUUACCAUUCAGCGAACCCUGUGGAGCACAUGUGCGGUUGUAGCGGCUGAGAUUGGCUUUUUUUUUUUUUUGCUGCAACUCUCGACCUCCGAGCUCCGCCGCCCUGCGCUACCGUGACCUGUCUCCCUUACUUUCCACGGAUUGAUGGGAAUCUAAGUAUUAGAAAGGGUGGAUCUUCAGGUGUUUUGGGUUUGAGCUGAAGUCUUGUGACCAUGUCGUCUUCUUGGAUCACAUCUACUUCAUGUUCGAGUUCUGUGAUUUCAGAUGAGACUUCUCUUCCUUCUAUAUUUCAAUGGCUGAGAUUCAUUUUCCUCUCUCCAUGUCCACAAAGAGCUCUGUUAUCUUCAGUGGAUCUGCUGUUUCUGCUCAGCCUCCUAGUCUUUGCAUUGCAAAAGCUGUACUCGAGAUUCAGAGGCAAUGUCCAUCCAGGUUCUGGCGUCGACAAGCCUCUGAUUCGAAGGAACAGGACCUCUCCCAGAACUACCAUAUGGUUUAAACUCUCUUUGGUUGUGACUGUUCUUUUGGCAUUCUGUUACAUCAUCGUCUGCAUUCUGGCAUUCUGUAGAACUGAUCUGUUGCCAUGGAAGCAAGUGGAUGGACUGUUCUGGUUAGUUCAAGCCAUAACUCAUGCAGUGAUUGCCAUCCUAAUCAUCCAUGAGAAGAGAUUUGAAGCUGUCACUCAUCCGCUCUCUCUUAGGGCUUACUGGGUUGUGAAUUUUAUCAUCGUUUUGCUGUUCGCAGCUUCUGGAAUAAUUCGUCUGGCGUCUGUUGAUGCAACCCAGGUUGAGAACUUGAGAUUGGAAGAUAUAGUUUCGGUGGUUUCUUUUCCAGUGUCAGCCCUUCUUCUUUUUGUUGCUGUUAGAGGAUCAACUGGGAUAACGGUGAGCAGAGAAUCUGAACCAGAAAUGGAAGAAGAAACUAAACUGCACCAACCCCUUUUGAGCAAAGAAAACGUGAGUCGUUUUGCUUCAGCUUCUGUAUUAUCUAAGGCCUUUUGGCUUUGGAUAAAUCCUCUUCUGAGUAAAGGGUACAAAUCCCCUCUUACCAUGGAGGAUGUGCCAUAUCUUUCACCAGAGCACAGGGCUGAGAAGAUGUCAAAACUGUUUGAGUUGAAUUGGCCUAAACAGCAGGAAAAUUCAAAGCACCCUGUUAGAACAACAUUGCUUCGCUGCUUUUGGAAGGAAGUAGCCUUUACUGCUUUCCUUGCGAUUGUGCGGCUCUGUGUUAUGUAUGUUGGUCCUGUUCUAAUUCAAAGUUUUGUGGAUUACACUGCUGGGAAGAGGAGUUCUCCCUAUGAAGGAUAUUACCUUAUAAUGAUUCUACUCGUUGCAAAGUUCAUUGAAGUUUUAUGCACUCACCAAUUUAACUUCAAUUCUCAGAAACUUGGAAUGCUUAUUCGUGCUACCCUUAUCACUAAUUUGUACAAGAAGGGGUUGAAGUUAACUUGCUCUGCUCGUCAGGCCCAUGGGGUUGGACAGAUUGUGAAUUACAUGGCUGUAGAUGCCCAGCAGCUAUCUGAUAUGAUGUUGCAGCUACAUGCUAUGUGGUUGACACCUUUGCAGGUUGGUGUUGGUCUGGUGCUCCUGUAUAGGUACCUCGGUGCCUCUGUGAUCACCUCAGUGCUGGGACUUUUUGGUUGUCUUAUCUUUGUUAUAAUGGGAACCCGAAGGAACAACAGGUUCCAAUUCAAUGUGAUGAAAAAUCGUGACUCAAGAAUGAAAGCAACAAAUGAGAUGCUUAAUUAUAUGCGAGUGAUUAAGUUCCAGGCCUGGGAAGAACACUUCAGUAAGAGAAUCCUAUCUUUCCGUGAAACAGAAUUUUCAUGGCUGUCCAAGUUCCUGUAUUCAAUCUCUGGGAAUAUAAUAGUGAUGUGGUCCGCACCAUUACUGAUAUCAACCCUCACAUUUGGUACUGCAAUUCUUCUAGGAGUGCCACUAGAUGCAGGGACAGUGUUCACAACCACAACAGUCUUUAAGAUCUUGCAGGAGCCCAUCAGAGCUUUCCCGCAGUCCAUGAUCUCACUUUCACAAGCAAUGAUAUCGUUAGGAAGAUUGGAUAAUUACAUGAUGAGCCGGGAAUUGGUGGAUGCGUCAGUGGAAAGACAAGAAGGCUGUGAUGGUAUUGUUGCUGUGGAAGUUAAAGAUGGGAAGUUUAGCUGGGAAGAUGAGAAUGGUGAGGAGGUUUUGAAAAAUAUAAAUUUGGAGAUCAGGAAAGGGGAGCUUACUGCUAUUGUUGGGACUGUUGGAUCUGGGAAGUCUUCUCUCCUGGCUUCAAUUCUUGGUGAGAUGCACAAGAUCUCAGGAAAGGUCAGGGUUUGUGGUACAACUGCCUAUGUAGCACAAACAUCCUGGAUUCAAAAUGGUACAAUUGAAGAGAAUAUCCUAUUUGGCUUGCCAAUGAACAGGGAGAAAUACAGGGAAGUUAUCAGAGUUUGUUGUUUGGAGAAAGACUUGGAAAUGAUGGAGUUUGGAGAUCAGACUGAAAUUGGAGAACGGGGCAUCAACCUUAGUGGUGGCCAGAAGCAGCGGAUACAACUUGCAAGGGCUGUUUAUCAAGAUUGUGACAUCUACCUUCUUGAUGAUGUCUUUAGCGCUGUUGAUGCUCAUACUGGUUCAGAUAUAUUUAAGGAAUGUGUAAGAGGAGCGCUCAAAGGAAAGACUAUUUUGCUUGUAACCCACCAAGUAGAUUUCUUGCACAAUGUUGAUCAUAUCUUGGUGAUGCGAGAUGGGAUGAUAGUUCAGUCAGGAAAGUACGAUAAUUUGCUAGAUUCUGGCAUGGAUUUUGGAGCCCUUGUAGCUGCACAUGAAACAUCCAUGGAACUUGUAGAAGUAGGUGCCACCAUGCCUGGUGAAAAUUCGUCCAAACUAACAAAAUCAUUUUCAAAUAUUGGGGAAGCAAAUGGUGAAAGUAAUUCCCGAGAUCAGCCAAAGUCUAAUAAGGGGGACUCCAGGCUAAUCAAAGAUGAGGAGAGGGAAAGUGGAAAAGUCAGCUUAAAUGUGUAUAAAUUAUACUGCACAGAGGCUUUUGGCUGGUGGGGUGUGUCUGCAGUGCUGCUACUCUCUCUGAUAUGGCAAGCCUCUCUGAUGUCUGGUGAUUAUUGGUUGUCAUAUGAAACUUCAGCACAGCGGGCUACAUCAUUCAACCCUUCAGUGUUCAUUUCUGUCUAUGCAAUCAUUGCUGCUUUCUCCGUUGUAUUGCUAGUGUUUAGAUCAUUUUUUGUUACGCUUAUGGGACUGAAGACGGCACAAAUAUUUUUUGGACAAAUUCUUCAAAGCAUCUUGCAUGCCCCCAUGUCCUUCUUUGAUACCACACCUUCAGGAAGAAUUCUAAGUCGGGCAUCAUCAGAUCAGACCGAUGUAGAUAUCUUCAUCCCCUUCUUUAUUGGGAUUACUGUUGCCAUGUAUAUUACUCUGCUCAGCAUCUUCAUCAUGACUUGCCAAUAUGCUUGGCCAACAGUUUUCUUAUUAAUUCCAUUUGGUUGGCUGAAUAUCUGGUAUCGGGGAUAUUAUCUUGCAUCAUCUCGAGAAUUAACACGUCUUGAGUCUAUUACAAAAGCACCUGUUAUCCAUCACUUCUCAGAAAGCAUCUCUGGGGUUAUGACAAUCCGCUCCUUCAGAAAGCAGGACGGGUUUUGUCAGGAAAAUAUUGACCGUGUGAAUUCAAAUUUGCGUAUGAAUUUCCACAACAAUGGAUCGAAUGAGUGGUUGGGUUUCCGUUUGGAAUUGAUUGGGAGUCUCAUCCUCUGUCUCUCUACUAUGUUCAUGAUCUUGUUGCCUAGCAGUAUAAUAAAUCCAGCCAAUGUCGGUUUAUCUCUCUCCUAUGGACUAUCCCUCAAUGCUGUAUUGUUUUGGGCCAUAUACAUGAGCUGUUUUGUGGAAAAUAAGAUGGUUUCCGUGGAAAGGAUCAAGCAGUUUUCAAAUAUCCCGCCAGAAGCUACAUGGCACAUUAAAGAUCGUCUUCCUCCUCCAAGUUGGCCUGCUCAUGGCAAUGUUGAGAUCAAAGACCUGCAGGUUAGAUAUAGACCAAACACUCCUCUGGUGCUCAAAGGCAUAACUCUGAGCAUUAAUGGGGGUGAGAAGAUUGGCAUUGUUGGCCGGACAGGGAGUGGGAAGUCAACUUUAAUCCAAGUUUUCUUCAGGCUUGUGGAACCAACAGGAGGAAGAAUAAUUAUUGAUGACAUAGAUAUCUGCAUGCUAGGGCUUCACGAUCUUAGGUCACGCUUUGGGAUUAUUCCUCAAGAACCUGUCCUUUUUGAAGGAACUGUGAGAAGCAACGUUGAUCCAAUAGGACAAUAUUCUGAUGAAGAAAUAUGGAAGAGCCUUGAGCGCUGCCAACUUAAAGAUGUGGUGGCUUCAAAACCCGAUAAACUUGAUGCUUUAGUGGCAGAUAAUGGAGACAAUUGGAGUGUGGGGCAGAGGCAGCUACUGUGUCUAGGAAGGGUUAUGCUGAAGCACAGCAGGCUCUUGUUCAUGGAUGAAGCAACUGCAUCCGUUGAUUCACAAACUGAUACAGUGAUCCAAAGGAUCAUAAGGGAGGACUUUGCUGCCUGCACAAUUAUCAGUAUUGCUCACAGAAUACCCACAGUCAUGGACUGUGACAGAGUUCUAGUCGUAGAUGCAGGAAAGGCAAAAGAGUUCGACACUCCCUCCCGCUUGCUUGAGAGGCGAUCGCUUUUUGCUGCAUUAGUUCAGGAGUACGCCAACCGUGCUGCUGGACUAUAAGCAAGCAGAUAUUCUGCUUUAUUUAUAUUGCUUUGUUUAAUUCCCCUGCCAUCGAUGUCAGAGAAUCUACUCUAGUCUUUUUUACUCAAAAUGCCAAAGGCAGCAGUGAACUGUUCAUAAUUCAGAAUAUCUCCAUCUAUUAUUGUUAUUUGUACCUGAACAUUGAAGCAAAUGUUAUCUACAAAAUUUUAGCCUAUGUUAAUCAAAAUGCAGCAUUUAA